UACUACUCAGACACACGGCUACCACCAUCGGAUUGUACGUGUUCGUCGGUGGGAAAGUAAACCGACAUCUUUUUACGAUCGCUGCUGGCUGAACUGAGCUGAGCGGAGCUGAGAGUUUUGCAAUCAGAGGAGGAGAGUGGAUCGUGUCAGCCCUUUUGAUAAGCGAGAGAGAAGGGAAAGAAGCCCAGAGAAACCCAGAGAAGAGAGAGGCAACCUCAAGGCAGGCAGGCAGGCAGGCAGCAGAGUUUGGAGAACAGGUUGCCAAGUCGAACGCGCAACGAAUUUGGAAAUCGAGUCACAGCCGAAAGUGCGUGAGCGUUGUCAGCUCGGCUCCGACAGCAAACAAAUACAUACAUAUAUAUAAGAGAUAUAUAGUAAUCAAGACCCGAAACUUGGACUUGCAUUUAACCCAACCCAAGACCCAAGCUUAACCCAUGAGCAGUUGAGAAGAAGCGGCCGAAAAAAACAAAAAACCUCAAUUGAAAAACAUUCAAGCCAAGAAACUGCCGAAAGAAACCCAAAUGAAAACGUUAGUGCUUAGUCCGGAUGACCUGCAGAACUUCAACAAGUUCAUCUACGAUCCCAAGUCUGCUGCCCAGCUGGCCGCCAGUGCGGGAGCAAUUGGAGCGGCUGCAGCAGCGGCAGCGGCCGUACAUGGCGCACCGCCCACCACCACCGCCACCACCACAGUCCAGCUGCUGCAGUCCGGCGGCGGUGCACCAGUGAACUCCGGAGUACUACCAGUGUCGGUGCCGGUUGGAGUGCCCACCAGCACAGCCAGCAGUGCCAACAAUCUGAUGGCACUACACUACUACCUAAAGCAUCCCGGAAUGCAGCAGCAGGUGCCCAUCCCACAGCAGCAACAGCAGCAGCAACAACAACAGCAGCAGCAGCACCAGCAACACCAUCAGCAACAGUUGCUGGCCCAGUCGCAGACGCAGCUGAAGCAGCUGCAGCUGAAACAGCCGACGAUCCACCAGCACCAGCAGCACAUCAGCUACCACCAUCACCACCCGUACUACCAGCAGCAGCAGGCACCGCCACCUCAGCCCCAGCCCCUGAAGAGCCAGCAGCAGUCGCAUCUGCCGGUGCACGCCCUCAACCAGAACUCCAACUUCUCGGCGGCCAGUUCCAGCACAGGCGGCACUGCCUCCAGCCAUGCGCCCACCCAACAGUCCAACGGUUCCAGCGUCUCACCCACCAUCGUAUCCCGCGUUGCCGCCGUUGGAGCUCCGAGCAACAUUGCUGCAGCAGCAAACGCCCUGCUCCGGGCAUCGGCCGCCUCCGCGUCAUCAUCAUCGUCCUCUUCGUCAUCAUCCGCGUCGUCGACCUCCUCAUCCAGCAGCUCAUCCAGCGCCAGCAGCAGCUCCUCGGCCAACUGCGCCAAGAAGCUAAAAACGGAACCGGUGCUGUCGCAAUACAAUCAAACAGAGCGCCUCAAUUUCGCCAACACGUACAUUGUGUGGAGCGAGGAGCACUGGCGGCGGGUGGUGUUCCACGACGAGCGGCGUUUCAAUCUGGACGGUCCGGAUGGUUUCUCCUACUACUUCCACGACUUGCGCAACUAUGAGCGCACCCUAUCGCAGCGACCUCGUGGCAACUCCGUCUACAUCUACCUAAUGGUGUGCGUCGGUGGUGCCGUCCAUCUGGAGGUGUCGUCCGCCAAACAACGACCCGAGUCCUGCAUUGAAGCCAUUAUGCGCGAGAGGCCGAAUAUUGUUGGCAAGCUGGGGAGUCCGGAGUUUGUGCUGCAGGAUCAUAACUGGAUGUCGCACGCCCUGCCCACCGCCCAGGAUCUGCUCAAUGCAGAAGGACUGAAGACGCAAAAAUGGCCCACCAUCGCCCAUGACCUGAACAUUAUGGAGAAUGUGUGGGGCUGGCUGAUACGCGAAGUGUUUGACGGCGGGCGGAAGUUUUCGCGCAAGGACGACUUGAUAUUCCGCAUCAAGGAGGCGUGGUCCCGCCUGCCGCUCGACCUAAUCACCAACUUGUACAGCACCCUGCCCGAGCGGAUCACGGAGCUCUACUAUACGCAGGGCGUCUACACGAAUUGUUGACAGCGGACCGAGAUGCCGGAUAAUGGCCAGAGCAAGGUAGUAGCUGAUCCUGUUCAAGGACCUGAACCGAGCCGCACUGGAGAGCCUGGAACUGGAACUGGAACGAUGGAAGCAAAUCUUUAUAUACAAUUUAACUUAACUUUUUGUGUAUAGCUUUAAGAUGUGUGCAACGGCGCGGACUGGACAGGACUGGAAAGCAAGAAAGACAGGACUCGCUGACAGACAGGACUGACCGACCGACUUGGGUUAUAAGUUAUCAAGUUUUUAGUUAUUUAAAAAAGAAAAAAGGAUGCAAAAAUUGAAAAAAAAAAAAAAAAAAUAAGAUCAGCUGAUUGUGGGCAGAACACCAUCCAGUAAGGUGUUGCCAUAUCGCUUUGUAAUUAGUGUUUUCCCCCCAAGACCCACCCACACACGCCCCCAUAACUCCUUCACGCCCCCAUCCCUAUAAGAGCCCCUCUUUUAUUCAUAAGCUACCUGUAGUUUAAGUUGUCGUUUUCUUUUUUUACCUAUCCACUUCCCAUACUCUAUUAGGUAUAUAUAUAUUAAAAUAUAUUAGUUGCAAACAAUUUGAUUUGAACUUAACUCUCUCCCCUCACACCACCCCUUUUUGUUGAUUGUUUUUUAGUUGUGCCAGAACGGUAUAAGAAGAAGAACAAAAUUAAAUAAAAAAAAAAGAAAUGCCAAGCGAGCAGCGAGGAAGCAAACAAAAUAAAUUGUAACUAAAGUAUUAUUUUAAGGCAUAGUUUUUGUUGUAGCAAAUUACGGAGAAAACAAAAAAAAAAAAAAAAACAAAUAAUACAAUACAAUACACAUGAAACACUCAGACGAUGAAAAAACGAUCCUAUCAUGUAAAAUUGUUUACAAAGAAAACAGAAAUUAUGAUUAACUAAUUAUCAAUGUAAUUAAUACAUAUUAAAAUGGAAAGAGCAAAGGCAACUUAGUGUUUAAUGUAAGAAUGAAAGAAACCAACUAACUGAACGAGCGUAGAGAACUAGAGAUCGAUGAAAUCAUGCUGAAAAACUCAACACUCCUCAGUCCUCAACUCCUCCAAACAAGAGACACCAGGCCCCAAAUGAAACCAAACCCAAAAAAAUAAGUUUCAGAGCGAUGGCAGCUACUAACCUGGGCGGAGGAUUCAUUUGGGGAAUGACGACUCUGAAGGCAGACAGAAUCAACCGUGUACACCCGCCAUAUUAUGGCCAAUAUCGUACAACGCACCCAUUACUUAGCAAUACAAUUGAACUGAACAAAACUAUCUGUAGAGAAUACUUGAGCCACUACCAGAUAGUAGUAUCCUUGAAAUAAAAAUGCAACUUAUACACAACACAUUAUGUGAAACUCUCUCCUCUCAAGUGUAAUUUUUGGCAGUUAUGUGAAUGUAAUGUGAUUUAGUCCUUGUUUUUCGCUUUCUGCAAUAACGAGCCUCCUCGACCCCACAAAUCGAGAACUUUAUACAUGCAUAUACAUUAUACAAGCAAGAACAACAAAAAUCAACAAAAAAUUUAAUUAUGAUGAUUAAUUAAUAAAUCGAGAAAUGCAAUUACCAAUAAAAACUACCAGCAGAUACGUAAAAAAAAUUAA
This is a messenger RNA of Drosophila ananassae, 3638 nucleotides long. RefSeq names its product ETV5-related protein Ets96B. NCBI's taxonomy places the organism in Eukaryota, Metazoa, Arthropoda, Insecta, Diptera, Drosophilidae. Gene Ontology annotation, molecular function: nucleic acid binding. The coding region runs from base 522 to 2057 and encodes 511 amino acids. The transcript has a single exon. The record is from RefSeq and is a predicted model, not a curated record.